GCUCGUAGGCAGGCGCGGUGCAUUGUGGUCCCCGUCGGUGGCUGUGCAGAAACAGAAAGCAUCCUGCCGCUCCUCCGCAGAGAAGCACGUCUGUACACGACACCAGAAGCUGAUUUCCAGGUGACCUAUAGCAGCCCUAAAACCAGCCAUGUCAUCGACAUCCCAAAAGCAUAAGGACUUUGUGGCCGAGCCCAUGGGCGAGAAGACUGUGAUGGCUCUGGCCGGCAUCGGACAGGUCCUUGGCUCAAGACUGGAGGAGAAAGGGUUUGACAAGGCGUAUGUUGUCCUCGGCCAGUUUCUAGUGCUUAAGAAAGAUGAGGAGCUUUUCCGGGAUUGGCUGAAGGACACUUGCUUGGCAAAUUCCAAACAACAAAAUGACUGCUUUAGCUGUCUGAAAGAAUGGUGUGAUGCCUUCCUAUAAACUGCUCAAUCAUUGUUUUCUACUACUCUAGUUCAAACUGUAUAUUACCUCUUUCAUGGGCUCUAUUCAAUCCAAAUGCACAGCAGAUAUGAAUGGGCACGACACACUUACGUUUAUGGAAGUUGGCUUGUUUUUAAAUUCUAAUGAAAAGUUGCCACAUUUCGGAAAUCCUACAUCCCCCUAAAAUAACUCACACAUGCGCUUCUCGUGGUCUUUGUCGUGUAGCUCUGGACUAGAAACCUGCAGACUGUCCAUUAUUACUGGUAUCUCAUGUCAAAAUGUCUGCUAAUGAAGACUAAUCUUUCUUCUUCAAAUCUUGGCCUUUUUGCCCCACUUUUUAAAACUCGUUAGAAAGUUCAAAGCUGUCAUUUAAAAAAAGCGUGUUUCACAGUUUGAUGUUAAUCCAACAAUGUUUAAAGGAUUUUGCGAGCAGGUGGAUUGUCAGCUUGGAGUGUUUUGCAUUUGAUGUGAGACAAGAAAUAACCCUAAAAAUGCAAAUGAUACUAGAUUUUGCAUAGAUGCAGACAUACUUUUAAUAUUAUAGUACAAACCCUUUGCCAUUUUAACUGUUGAUCCUGCAACUAAAGGAGCGAAAUGGCUGGAUUCCCCUGUGGGGUCUGCUAAAAGCUUGUUUCACCCUGUAGAUUGAAAUGUGUAUGAAUAAAAAUGCCAAUGGCCAAACUCAUAACACUGUCAAACAGGUGUCUAAGUCUUUUACCAUUGAAACAUCAGCCUUCUCUUAACGAGCAUACAAGUUUGUUACUAGAUUAGCUAGACAAUACUGCAAUUUGUUUGCCUGUAGUCGACAAAGUAGUUGCCUUAGGUGCAGGGUUCAAAGCAAAUGAGUUGCGGCCGGUUGGUGUGAUUAAAUGGUGACUGGGUUGUGACUGAUCCUAAUCAAGACCAAUAUCUAUGGCAUGAUCAGGGCCCUGUUGGUCUCUUUAUGGAUGCUAAUAUUCUGUACUUUUACAAAGGAAUGUGUUAGAAGCCCCUGCAGAACCCGACCGUGGCAUAUAAAUCAAAAACCUAAGAAAAUUGAGGCAUGACACACCCACUGUGUGUGUGUGUGGUAAAAGCUAAAAAUCCCACCCAGGCUUUGUAUUUUAUUACUCAGAUCUUCAUAGCUGAGCUUGAUAUUAACUUCAUGUAUUUGCACACUCAAGAUGCCUUAAUUUAAUGCAUGCUAGUUUACACAGUUGAGUAGAUGAACUAUAACAUCGACAGUAGUGCAUGUGUCCCAUAACGUUCCACUCACGUAAAUGAAUGCUUGCAGUCACCAGCUAAAUGAAGAUGUACCCGUUGUGUAGCGGCUCCUUGUUAAAACACUGGCUGAUGUGUUUGCAUUUCACUGUGAAAACUCAGUUUUUAUAUUUUAUCUCGAAUAAAGUCACAGAUGAGAGAAAACAA
Molecule: messenger RNA, 1828 nt
Organism: Limanda limanda (common dab)
Lineage: Eukaryota; Metazoa; Chordata; Actinopteri; Pleuronectiformes; Pleuronectidae
Gene: banf1
Product: BAF nuclear assembly factor 1
Exons: 3
Coding region: 149-421 (90 amino acids)
Molecular function (GO): DNA binding
Source: RefSeq, a predicted model, not a curated record